CUUCAAUGGUACGGUGGUGUUAUUAAGAGAUCAAAAGAUGGCCGAGUUGCGUGGCGUGAACUUGCUACAAAAUGAGCUCGAAAGGGCAAAAGAAAGCUUAAAAGAUGUUGAUGAAAAUAUUAAAAAAUUAACAGGAAGGGACCCAACAAUACAACGACCACAGAGACGUGUUUCUCUAGGGAGUUCAGAACCACAAAGUCAAAGGGGUGGCAAAUCUGCAGGAGCUGAGAGAAUAUUCAGUCUUGCGAGGAGAGGGAUCCAGAUCGUGCCGGAUAAUGAUGGGCCCAGGCGAAGAGGGGGAGGAGCAUUUUCAAGGCUUGGGCCUCGCCCAGGAGGACGUGACAGAGGAGGAAGGGGGCAGGACAGUGGGGAUGAGGAGGAUUCCAGACACAGGCCCGCUGUUCAGUCCUCGGUGAUUGCCACCCCAAAAGAAGACAGAAGUCGUCAGAACUCAAUAGAGGAACAAGCAAGAGAUAGGAAAGGUCAAGCUAGAAAUCGUAGAAUGUUUGGCUUACUGUUGGGUACCUUACAGAAAUUCAAAGAUGAGUCAAAAGAAACAAAAGACAAGGAAGAGCAGAGGAUUAAGAUAGAGAAGAAACUUGAAGAGAAGUUUAAACAAGAGAAGGAGGAGAUAAUCAAGGAGAGAAGACAACUCUUCCUUGAAAGAAGGAAAAAACAGUUUCGUAUUCGUCUGAUAGAGCAAAAAAUGGAAAUGGCUCAAAAUGUAAGUUGUUAUCUUAAUUUAUUUAACUUUUUAUGCUCCCCGAAAAAUUUCGGGGGAGCGUAUGGUUGCCGGGUUGUCAGUCCGUAUGUACGUACAUCCCGAAUUUGUGUCCAGCCCAUAUAAUAACUUUGUUAUUUG
Molecule: messenger RNA, 862 nt
Organism: Ruditapes philippinarum (Manila clam)
Lineage: Eukaryota; Metazoa; Mollusca; Bivalvia; Venerida; Veneridae
Product: pinin-like
Exons: 7
Coding region: 38-847 (269 amino acids)
Cellular component (GO): catalytic step 2 spliceosome
Source: RefSeq, a predicted model, not a curated record